AAGCCAUACAACUCUGCAUGUUCAGACAAAAUUUACACGAUGAUGCUCACUUGCUGGGAGGCUGUGCCAGACAAGAGACCUUCUUUCAAGACAUUGUACAACAAUGGCUCAAAGAUUAUCGAGGGAAUAGCUGGUUAUUUGGAAAUUGGAUUUAACCCGUUCACUGCAGAAACAUCAUGCGGAGAAGAUGGAGGAAGGGCAGCUACUGAGGGUGGUGUCAUGCAGGAGGGGAGGAAGGAAUAGUAACAGUGAACCAUUUCACUUAUUUUGACCCAGUUAGCUAUAAAAAUAACUUGCCAAAUAUAGAGUUAGCUACGAACACAGAUUGUUUUGUCCACCUAGUAACUACACAAGAGUCACGUAGGGUCU
Geodia barretti is the source of this 369-nucleotide messenger RNA. The record is from the annotation of a GenBank genome assembly. NCBI's taxonomy places the organism in Eukaryota, Metazoa, Porifera, Demospongiae, Tetractinellida, Geodiidae.